Ipomoea triloba (trilobed morning glory) is the source of this 1192-nucleotide messenger RNA. RefSeq names its product probable xyloglucan endotransglucosylase/hydrolase protein 32. Gene Ontology annotation, molecular function: hydrolase activity, hydrolyzing O-glycosyl compounds; xyloglucan:xyloglucosyl transferase activity. Gene Ontology annotation, cellular component: apoplast; cell wall. Gene Ontology annotation, biological process: cell wall biogenesis; xyloglucan metabolic process. The record is from RefSeq and is a predicted model, not a curated record. The coding region runs from base 57 to 968 and encodes 303 amino acids. Lineage: Eukaryota; Viridiplantae; Streptophyta; Magnoliopsida; Solanales; Convolvulaceae. The transcript has 4 exons.
CCCCCCUACACCUCUCUGAUCUUCUUACAGGUGUCUGCCAAUUCAAGCUCUCAUCCAUGGCGGCUAAUUUCCUCAUUUUUCCAUUUCUACCCCUGGCCGUCCUCCUGAUCUUUCUUGCUCCUCCAAGCUGCCAUGGCGGUUAUUGGCCACCCUCCCCUGGCUACUACCCCGGCUCUAAGUUUAGGUCCUACACCUUUAACCAAGGCUUCAAGAACAUCUGGGGUCCUAACCAUCAAAGUGUUGAUAACAAUGGCUUACGCAUUUGGCUCGACACCAGCUCAGGAAGCGCGUUCAAAUCGAUUAAACCGUUCCGGUCGGGAUACUUCGGAGCAUCCAUCAAGCUUCAACCCGGUUACACAGCAGGGGUUAUCACUGCUUUCUACCUUUCAAAUGCGGACGCACACCCAGGGUUCCACGAUGAAGUGGACAUUGAGUUUCUGGGAACAACGUUUGGGAAGCCAUAUACAUUACAGACCAAUGUGUAUGUACGAGGAAGUGGUGAUGGCAACAUUGUUGGGAGGGAGAUGAAGUUCCACCUGUGGUUCGACCCGACCCAAGAUUUUCACAACUAUGCCAUCGUAUGGAAUCCUAGAGAAAUCAUAUUUUUAGUGGAUGAUGUGCCAAUAAGGUGGUAUCCUAGGAGGAGUGCCGAGACAUUUCCACUAAGGCCAAUGUGGAUAUACGGAUCAAUAUGGGACGCUUCGUCCUGGGCAACCGAGGACGGCAAGUACAAGGCGGAUUACCGGUACCAGCCUUUCAUCGGACAGUUUAGAAACUUUAAAGUGGGCGGCUGCACCGCCUGGGCGUCGCGGUGGUGCCAAGUAGCCACCGCUGGUCCGUACCGGUCCGGCGGGCUAACGGGGCAGCAGCGCGGCGCUAUGCGGUGGGUUCAGUCUCACUACUUGGUCUACAACUAUUGCAAGGACUCAAGGAGAGACCUUUCCAAAACGCCGGAAUGCUUGAGCUGAUCCAAUGGACCGACAAUUAUUUCAUAUUGUUUGUUUUUCUUAAUUAUGUGUACCAACAUUUUUCCUCCAAUGGGAUAUGUGUGGGGCCUGGCCGGGGCAAAACCGGGCCCGCUUGUCUGCAUCCAACUGCAAUUCAAGAUUUACGUGUUUUUUUUUUUUUUUUGAAAAGAUUUACGUUGUUGAAUCAAAUAAAAUAGCAAAUCACCAUUUCUAUGCUCUCCAAA